Messenger RNA from Vicia villosa (hairy vetch), 7876 nucleotides. Its product is annotated as mediator of RNA polymerase II transcription subunit 12-like. The coding region runs from base 573 to 7364 and encodes 2263 amino acids. Gene Ontology annotation, cellular component: mediator complex. The transcript is spliced from 14 exons. The record is from RefSeq and is a predicted model, not a curated record. Gene Ontology annotation, molecular function: transcription coregulator activity. Gene Ontology annotation, biological process: regulation of transcription by RNA polymerase II. Lineage: Eukaryota; Viridiplantae; Streptophyta; Magnoliopsida; Fabales; Fabaceae.
CUAAAUCAUCAAUAUCCAUUAAAUUUUUCCCAUUAUUUUUUAUAUAUUUAUUUUAGCGAAAAAUCAUUUUUUUCUGUUCUUCGGAAAUUGUCUCAAUCAAAAACCCUAGUUUUGUGUGCGCUUCCAAUUCCCCAAUUUUCAACUAUACAAUUUGCUCCAGUUCCGAAGCUGGGGGAAUAGGAAAAUAGUGAUCUGAAUUUCGUCCCUGAAAAAAAACCCUAGCUUUUGGAUCGCGCUUAGGAGCUCGAAUUCCGAAGCCUUUUUUGUUGCAUUAGAUUUGGUUUUGUAGAUUUUAGAUUGGAUUUGGUGAUAAAGUUGAGAUCUUUCAACGAUUCAGCUGGUCAGAGUAGUAGCGCUCUGCAUUUCACAUUUGGGGCCCACAAAUCGGGUCUCAAGAUCACGGUAUAUAGUUUCUGGGGCAUUAGGAUAUCAGUGCUUUUUUUUGGAAGCUGAAGGCAGUUCAAUGAGGCAUAGAUUUGGCAAAUGAUAUUUUCAACGAAGCAGUUUAGCUAGCACUGCUACUUGUAGUGGCUUGAUGCUGAGGGCAGUAUGCCGGUUAUAGUUGGGGAGAAAUGCAAAGGUAUCAUGCUGGCGGCUGCACUAGUGCAGUUAAUAACAAUUCAAUUGGUGGGCCAUCGGCUAGGGACAUUGGAAGAAUUGAUUCAUCUUCCUUGCCAACCAACUUUCCUGUAAGUUCAAGGCGACAACCACAACCACCACUACCACCAUUUAACCUGUACAAGUUGAAGUGUGAUAAAGAGCACCUGAACUCUAGGCUUGGGCCGCCGGACUUUAACCCUCAAACACCAAAUUGCAAUGAGGAGACUCUCACCAAAGAAUAUUUGCAAUCUGGAUAUAGAGACACAGUUGAGGGGCUUGAGGAAGCCAGAGAAAUAUUGCUGACCCAGAUUCCUCAUUUUAACAAGACAACUGUCCUUAAUUGCAAAGAGGCCAUUAGAAAACGAUUAAGGGCCAUCAAUGAAUCUCGCGUUCAGAAGCGGAAGGCUGGUCAAGUCUAUGGAGUGGCUCUUUCAGAAUCACAACUUUCAAAACCUGGUGUUUUCCCUGAACAAAGGCCGUGUUCUGAAGACUUCCGGAAGAAAUGGAUUGAGGGUUUAUCUCAACAGCACAAGCGACUACGUUCUUUGGCCGAUCUUGUUCCUCAAUAUCGAAGGAAAUCAGUUUUGGAGAUUCUUAUUAGGAACAAUGUUCCUUUGCCAAGGGCAACCUGGUUUGUGAAGGUUACUUACCUCAAUUUGGUUCGUCCUGGUUCUGCCAGUUUUCCUUCUGGGACUAAUGACAAAACACAGCUGUCUUGUUCUGACCUUUGGACCAAAGAUAUUAUUGAGUACUUGCAAACUCUUCUGGAUGAUUUUUUCUCCAAAAAUACUUCUCAUUCAACUCUUCAUAAUCGAGAUCGAUCACCCCAAAUGCCCUAUACAACGUCACUUAAGAACAGAAGUAACCGGUUAUUACCUGUUUCUAAUGGCGAGGAACCAUCUUUACAUUUUAGAUGGUGGUUUGUUGUUCGGCUUCUGCAGUGGCAUCAUGCUGAAGGACUGGUUCUUCCUUCUCUGGUCAUUGACUGGGUUUUAAAUCAACUACAGACUUCAGGUUUUGAUUUUUCAAUCUCCGGCUUCUUUCAGGAAAAGCAAUUGCUUGAAAUUUGGCAGCUGCUUUUGCCUAUUGUAUAUGGCUUUUUAGAAAUUGUCGUUCUGUCUCAAACAUAUGUACGCACUCUUGCUGGCCUAGCUCUUCGUAUUAUUCGUGAUCCUGCUCCAGGUGGGUCAGAUCUAGUAGAUAAUUCUCGGAGGGCAUAUACGACUUCUGCUCUUAUUGAGAUGCUUCGGUAUUUAAUAGUUGCAGUUCCAGAGACUUUUGUUGCUUUAGAUUGUUUUCCUUUGCCAUCCUCUGUAGUUUCACAUGCAAUUAAUGAUGGCAAUUUUGUACCAAAAGCAAUUGAAGCUGCAGAAAAGAUAAAAACUAGUUCAGAAGAUGUUGUGUGUAUAUUUAAAAGUAAAGGCCUUGAUGCCCGAUACGAGUCUCUGGCAUUUGACCGUGUUAUUUCGAGCAUACAAAAACAUUCAGAAAAUCUCACAAAGGCUGUAAGCCCAGGCUGUCCAGAGCAUUGUCUCGCGAAAGCUGCACAAGCUUUGGAUAAAUCUCUUGUACUUGGUGAUAUACAUGGAGCAUACAAAUUUCUUUUUGAAGAUCUAUAUGAUAGACCUACUUCUGACGGUUGGGUUGCAAAAGUUAGCCCUUGCUUAAAGUUAUCCUUGAAGUGGUUUGUGAAUGUAAAUACAUCACUUAUUUAUUCAGUGUUUUUCCUUUGUGAAUGGGCAACAUGUGAUUUUAGGAAUUUUCGAACUGCUCCUCCUUGUGAAAUAAAGCUCACGGGCAAGAAAGAUAUUUCCCAAGUGCAUAUAGCAGUUAGACUUUUAAAGAUGAAGCUGAGGAAUAUGCAUACUUUAACAAGGAAAAAGAACGAAGUCACUAAUCAUGGAGUCGGUUAUUUAGCAAAAUGUUCUGGUCAGCAAAAUAAUUGUAAUAAUGGAUCCAAAAUAAAAUCUAGCUCAAAAAGUAUGAAUCAGAGUAUCUGUUCAGUUGCAUUUGAAAGUCCGGGUCCUCUACAUGAUAUCAUAGUUUGCUGGAUUGAUCAGCAUGUGGUGCGUAAAGGAGAAGGCCUCAAGCGCUUGCAUAUCUUUAUAGUGGAACUCAUUCGUGCAGGCAUCUUUUACCCUUUGGCUUAUGUACGUCAGCUGAUAGUGAGUGGAAUCAUGGAUACAAGUGGAAAUAUGGUUGAUCUAGAGAGACAAAAGAGACAUUCUCGAAUCCUGAAGCAGCUUCCUGGAAACUUCAUUCGUCAUGCUUUGGAAGAAUCAGGGAUUAUUGAAGGACCACUGCUUAUCGAAGCCUUGCAUGUUUACUUGAACGAGCGACGCCUCAUACUUCGUGGUUCCUUUAAUGAGAACCAUGACAAUGUCGACAAUACCAAUAAUUCUUCUAUCAAUCAAAGAAAUUCUACAUUUUCAAUAAAAGAUGAAUCUUCUACAGUAUCAAUCAAUCAGCUUCCUUCAAACAAAAUAUCUUGUAAAGUUAAGAAGGAUGACACUAGUGUUGAAGACCUGAAGACAGCCAUAUCAGUAUUGUUACAGCUGCCAAACAGUUUAUCUAAUUUGAGCACUACUGGAUUGGGUGAAUCUCAAAGCAGUGUCAAAAGACCUAUUGAGUUUCUCAGCAAGAUUGAUCUCAUGGAGGCUACACCUGGAUGUGAAGAAUGUAAAAGAGCAAAGAAACAAAAAUUAAGUGAGGAAAGAAGUUCAUUUGUUCAAGCUCAGUUUCCAGUUUUACCCCAGGAUGAAGAUACAUGGUGGGUGAAAAAGGGCCUGAAAUCUCCAGAGCCUCUCAAAGUUGACCAACCACUUAAGACAACUAAGCCGGUUGCUAAGAAUCGGCAAAAGACAGUGCGUAAAACCCAAAGUCUUGCUCAACUGGCUGCUUCUAGAAUCGAAGGUAGCCAAGGGGCAUCAACAAGUCAUGUGUGUGAAAAUAAGGUAAGUUGCCCUCACCAUAGAAAUGCUAUGGAUGGAGAUACGACAAAGUCUGUUGACGGAAUCCGAACUGGUCAAUGUGAGGAUAUUGUUUCAACAGGAAAAGCACUAAAGCGCCUUCGAUUUGUUGAUAAAAGGGAAAUUACAGUUUGGCUGAUGACUUCAAUUAGGCAGCUUAUUGGAGACACUGAAAAAAGUAUUGGUAAAGUUGGUCAGUUUGGCAGGCCUAUAACCACUGUGGAUGAUAGAAGUACAAUAAGGUGGAAACUUGGGGAAGAUGAACUUUCUGCUAUACUUUAUCUGAUGGAUGUCUCGGAUGAUUUAGUACCAGCUAUCAAAUUCCUCCUGUGGUUACUACCAAAGGUUUGCAGUAGCCCAAGUUCUACAAUUCAUAGUGGAAGAAAUAUUUUAAUGUUGCCAAGGAAUGUGGAUAACCAAGUUUGUAAUGUUGGGGAGGCUUUUCUACUCUCAUCACUGAGAAGGUAUGAGAACAUCCUUGCUACAUCAGAUCUUAUUCCUGAAGCUCUGUCAUCUGUAAUGCAUCGGGCCGCAGCUAUUAUAACAUCUAAUGGCCGGGUUUCAGGUUCAGGUGCCCUUGCUUUUGCCCGUUAUCUGUUGAAAAAAUAUAGCAAUGUGGUCAGUGUCAUUGAGUGGGAGAAAAAUUUCAAAACCACAUUUGAUAAGAGACUUGCUUCUGAACUUGACUCUGGAGGACGAUUGGUUGAUGGAGAGUUUGGGCUUCCCCUUGGUGUUCCUGCAGGAGUAGAGGACCCUGAUGAUUAUUUCCGUCAAAAGAUAAGUGGUGGUCGGUUACUGUCCAGGGUAGGUUCAGGCAUGAGAGAUGUUGUACAUCGUAAUGUGGAAGAUGCGUUUCACUGUCUUUUUGGAAAAGACAGAAAGCUUUUUGCUGCUGGAUCGCCAAAAGUUCCUUCUUUAGAAAAAUGGGAUAAUGGAUAUCAAAUUGCUCAACAAAUAGUUAUAAGCCUGAUGGAUUGCAUUAGGCAGACUGGUGGUGCUGCUCAAGAAGGAGAUCCCUCUUUGGUCACUUCUGCUGUUUCUGCCAUUGUUGGCAGCGUUGGCCCAUCUUUAGCAAAAUUACCUGAUUUUUCCGCUGGCAAUAAUCAUCCAAACAUAUCACUGGCCACAAGUUCAUUGAACUAUGCUAAAUGCAUUCUGCGAAUGCAUAUAACAUGUUUGUGUUUGCUUAAGGAAGCUUUGGGAGAACGUCAGAGCCGUGUAUUUGAUAUUGCUCUUGCAACAGAAGCUUCUAAUGCUCUUGCUGGAGUUUUUGCUCCAAGUAAAGCAUCUAGAAAUCAGUUUCAAAUGUCACCUGAAACCUAUGAUACAAGUGCAACUACGCCAAAUGAUGUAAAUAGCUCCAGUAAAAUUGUGCUCGCCAGAACAACAAAAAUUGCUGCUUCUGUUUCUGCACUUAUUGUUGGUGCAAUUAUAUACGGUGUUACCAGCCUGGAGAGAAUGGUAACCAUUCUGAGGUUAAAGGAGGGCCUGGAUGUAGUUCAAUACGCACGAAGCUCGAGAUCCAAUUCGAAUGGAAAUGCACGUUCAGUUGGGGCUAUUAAGAUGGACAGUUCAGUUGAAGUACAUCUCCAUUGGUUUAGACUACUUGUUGGAAACUGCAGAACCAUCUGUGAAGGCUUAGUUGUGGAUCUCUUGAGUGAACCAUCCAUUGUAGCUCUUUCCAGAAUGCAGCGUAUGCUUCCUCUAAGUUUGGUUUUUCCACCUGCCUAUUCAAUAUUUGCCUUUGUCAUGUGGCGACCUUUUAUUAUGAACACUACUGUAACCAUACGCGAAGACACAAAUCAACUUUAUCAAACUCUGACAAUGGCCAUAAAUGAUGCAUUAAGACAUUUGCCUUUUCGAGAUGUAUGUUUAAGAGAUUCUCAGGGUCUUUAUGAUCUAAUGGCUGCAGAUACGAGUGAUUUGGAAUUUGCAACCUUGCUAGAGUUGAAUGGCUCUGAUAUGCGUUUAAAUUCCACUGCAUUUGUUCCACUUCGUGCUAGACUUUUCUUAAAUGCCAUGGUUGAUUGUAAGAUGCCGGAGUCUAUUUAUACAAAGGAUGGGGGAAGCCGGAUUUCCGGGCACGGUGAAUCUAAACUUCAUUUUACUGACAGUGAGUCUAAGCUGCAGGAAAAGCUUGUAGAUGUUUUAGAGGCUCUGCAACCCGCCACAUUCCACUGGCAAUGGGUUGAACUUAGGCUGCUUUUGAAUGAACUGGCUCUCAUUGAAAAACUGCAGACACACGAUAUAUCAUUGGCUAAUGCUAUAAAGUUGUCUUCACCGAGUUCUGAGAAGACUGCUGCUUCUGAGAAUGAGAACAAUUUUAUUCAAAUAAUUCUCACAAGGUUACUUGUUAGACCUGAUGCUGCACCUCUUUUCUCGGAGUUGGUUCAUCUUUUUGGUAAGUCGCUGGAGGAUUCUAUGUUGUUGCAGGCUAAAUGGUUCCUUGGAGGUCUAGAUGUCCUCUUUGGUCGAAAGACCAUUAGACAACGACUAAUUAACAUUGCAGAGACCAAAGGAUUAUCCAUUAAGCCUCAGUUUUCAAAGCCCUGGGGUUCGUUUAGCCCAUGUACUGAUCUAAUAACUUCAAUGAGGGAUAAAAGGAAAGUCGAUUCUCUGUCUCUUGAAGAAGGAGAAGUUGUUGAAGGAGUGGAGGGCUCAGCCAUUAAGCAGCUACAUGAGACUGAGAGGGCUUUUCUUGAAUUAAUUCUUCCAUGCAUAGAUCAAAGCUCCGAUGAAUCUCGUUAUUCAUUCGCAAGUGAUUUGAUCAAACAAUUAAGUUAUAUUGAGCAACAAAUAGCCGCUGUUACUCGCGGUCCAGGCAAGUCAGCAGCAAGUAUGCCUGUGACUGAAAGUCCGACAAAUAAAGUAAAUGCCCGCAAAGCUAUAAAAGGUGGUAGCCCUGGAUUAGCCAGACGACUAACAUCUUCCACAGAUUCUUCUCCACCUUCUCCUUCAGCUCUACGCGCCUCAAUGUCAUUGCGUAUCCAGUUAAUCAUAAGAAUCCUUCCUAUUCUUUACACAGACGGGGAGCCCUCUGUGCGGAACAUGAGACACACACUUGCCUCUGUAAUUCUUCGACUACUUGGUAGUCGAAUCGUGCUUGAGGAUGCAAACGUUUUGGUUAAUGUCACACACUCUUCUCUGCCAAAAGGGGAUGUGGAGUCACCUUCAGAAGUUGCUUGUGCUGCUUUUGUAGAUUCUUCUGUUGAGGGCCUUUUUGAUCGAAUGUUGUUGAUUUUGCAUGGUUUGUUAAGUAGUAAUCCUCCAAGCUGGCUUAGGUUGAAACCUGUUUCAAAGACAACUAAUGAACCGAUACGAAAGGUUUCUUCUGGAUUUGAUCGAGAGUUGUUGGAGACUUUGCAGAAUCACUUAGACUCCAUGCAACUGCCAGACUCUAUCCGGUGGCGAAUCCAAGCUGCAAUGCCUGUGCUCCCUCCCUCUCCGCGGCGGUCUUUCUCUUGUCAGCCACCAUCUGUUCCAAAUUCUUCCAUUGUAUCUCUUCAACCCAGCAUUAAAAAUUCCGGGUUUAACUCCAACAGUUUGGCUACACCUCAGAGGAGCCCAGCUCCACUAUCUAGGACUGCAACAUCAGGGAAAUCAAAACAACAGGACAAUGAUUUCGAAUUUGACCCUUGGACACUUUUAGAGGACGGUGCUGGAUCUUGCCCUUCUGCAAGUAAUGUUGGAGGUGGCGACAUUGUUAACAUCCGUGCCGCCAGCUGGCUUAAAGGGGCUGUAAGGGUGAGAAGAACUGACCUUACUUACGUUGGUGCUGUGGAUGAGGAUAGUUGAUUAACAAGUUUUUUAAUUGGUUUUGGAGUAUUCAAAGCAAACCCCUCAGCAGGUGUAUUUGUUGUUUCAUUAUCUAUUUUUGAUGCAUGAUUGGCCAAAGCGUAAGGCGCAAAGAUGCCAUUUGUGCUAGCCCUUGUGUUGAACAUGUAAGAAAGUCGAAGGGGCAUCAUUUUGAGUAACAUGUGAAAGGGAUUGGUUGUUUGGUGAAGGAAAGUGAAGGUGAUAGCUGUUGAUCAUACCCCCUCUCAAUAUGGACUUGUGCAUUUCCUUGAACAGUUCAAGGGUCUGUUGUAUAUAUAGGAUGACUUGUUUCAAUUUUCAAUUUAUUUUGAGUAAAAUAUUAAGUGAUUUUUAGCUGUUUCUUUCUCAUUCAUGUCUUUAUGUGUGAGCUGUAUUUAGGAGGUCACAUGCACACAUGAAGGCACCUAACCAUUUUUUGUUUGUAUAUUCACAUUAUCAAAAUUAUACAUGCUUUCAUAUGGAGAAUCUGCAUGAAAAGCAACAUUCAAUCA